Molecule: messenger RNA, 1244 nt
Organism: Papilio machaon (common yellow swallowtail)
Lineage: Eukaryota; Metazoa; Arthropoda; Insecta; Lepidoptera; Papilionidae
Exons: 9
Biological process (GO): proteolysis
Molecular function (GO): serine-type endopeptidase activity
Source: RefSeq, a predicted model, not a curated record
GCAGUAACUGGAACGUUAAAGCAAUACGUAAUCAACAAAUCACAAUGUAAUUGAGUAAGGUUCGAAAUUAAUUGAGGGUACAACAAAAACAAUUAAAAUAAGUGAAUUAUUAAGGAAUACAGGUAGAAUUGAUUUAUUAGACCAUUUCAAUGUAACAAGGAGAAUAUUAGAUGGCAAGGAAGUGCGUGAAAAUAGACCUUAUAUGGUAUACCUCAAGCUGCCAAAGAAGUAUCCGAAACAAGGGGACUACCGUCGCUGGCUGUGCGGCGGUGUUAUCAUCCACGAACAGUAUAUCCUGACCUCCGCCGCUUGCAUUGAGGAUGUCAAACAUUUCUAUGUCGUCUCUGGAACAUAUACGUAAGAAUAAACCAAGGAGUACACUAAUCCCUGUUUCAAAAAUGGAGCAAAGAGAGCUGUGUGGAAAUGCAUACCAAGAAAUUACAUAUUCGAUGGUCACGAGAACGACAACGUUCGCUGGAUGAACAAUGAUCUGGCAGUCGUGAAAGUGGAAGACGAGUUUGACUUCGACCGUCGCAUGCGAGGCUGUGAUUUCAUCCCAGCAUCUAUCGCUUAUAACAACCGUAGUGAACAGUAUGAAAGUGCUGGUAACAUCGCUUCGGUUGCUGGUUGGGGUAGCACGGAUAAGUAUAGUGAUUGGAUCAACACUCGAAGUGGCAGUACCAGACAAGCACUGUUAGAAAGCAAUGUGAUCUUGAUAUCCAAAGCUCUGUGCAAGAGUCGCUGGGGUCCGCGGUAUCACAACAUCAUUGACAACUACAUGAUCUGCACUAAAGAUAUCACCGCCCAGCUCAGCGAAAUGUGCCACGAUAAAUACGUUGAUUGCACUGAUAUAAUGUACUUAGGGGAAUAUGGCGGUGAACGAAGAGACAUGUCAAGUGAAAAUUUAUUAGUGCAUUCAGCCUCUCACAAUUUUAACGGAAGAAAAAGAUUGAAAUCUUGGAGCGGUGGUUUCUGUGAGAACGAUCACGGCGGCCCACUGGUCUACGGAACUGGGAACGAGGCUGUCGUAAUCGGCGUCAUCUCCGCCUGCCUCGUGAAGGAGACCAACAACAAGUGCUACGGCCCUUUCCUCUACACCAGCGUCUAUAGGAACCGAAAGCUUAUCAAUUGCGCCCUUUUUAAGGAUCCCAACGUUAACUGCAAAGUAUUCAGAACUGAUGAUACCUAUCUUGAGAUAGACUUAAAGUGGGAAGAGGAAGACACAGAACUAAAUAAAAGGUAAU